Molecule: messenger RNA, 3819 nt
Organism: Coregonus clupeaformis (lake whitefish)
Lineage: Eukaryota; Metazoa; Chordata; Actinopteri; Salmoniformes; Salmonidae
Product: RNA-binding protein 4
Exons: 7
Coding region: 109-2037 (642 amino acids)
Cellular component (GO): cytosol
Molecular function (GO): zinc ion binding; mRNA binding
Source: RefSeq, a predicted model, not a curated record
CUCUUUCACCCUUGUGUCCCACGUGUGUGUGCAUCUGUCUGUGUGUGUGUGCCUGUAUCCGUCUGUCUGCGUCUGCCUGCAUCUGUGUGUGUCACCCCCAGCGCCACAAUGGACAAGAGCAACACGGUGAAGCUCUUCGUGGGCAACCUGGCUCUGGACACCACCCAGGAGGAGCUGUCGGCCAUCUUUGAGUCGUAUGGCGAGGUGGUCAGCUGCAGCGUUCUCCGACAGUUUGCCUUUGUACACCUACAGGGCGAGGGGGCUGCAGAGCGGGCCAUCAGUGAGCUGAACGGCAGGGAGUUCCGGGGGAGGAACCUGGUGGUGGAGGAGUCCCGGGGCAGACCGCUCCACUCCACCAAGGUGUUCGUGGGCAACCUGUCGGGCAUGUGCACCACUGAGGAUCUCCAAGAGCUCUUCCAGACCUUUGGCAAAGUACUGGAGUGCGACAAGGUCAAAGCCAGGCUCUCCUCUUCUGCAGGCUACGCCUUCGUGCACAUGGAGAACAAGGAGGAGGCUCUACAGGCCAUCGAGGCCCUCCACGGCACCUCCUUCAAGGGACGCCCGCUCUCUGUGGAGCUCUCCAAGGUACAGCCCUCCAAGCAAACCCCCACAGGGAAGAUCCCCUGUGUGAGCUGUGGGAAGCAGGGCCACUACGCUGGGGAGUGCCCUGUAGGGAAGUCCUCUCUGGAACAGUACCAGAGCCAGGCAGCCGUGUUAGCUGCAGCCGCCGCUGCCGCAGCCGGCCUCCCCCUCCAGGUCCAGCAGAGUGUCCACAACUCUGUCUACAACACCUCGACCUUUGACCCCACCUACGCGGCGCUGACGGGCCUCACCACCGGCACGCGGACGGACAGCAACCCCGUCAACCAGGCAGUGUACGGUGCCCUGGCGACGCAGGUCUACGGCGCCAACGUGGCCAAUCAGCUCUACGGAGUCCAGGCAGCCAAUCAGGCGGCAGCGUUGACACAGGCGGGUGCCACGCAGGUGUAUGCCAGCUCCAUGAACCCCAGCCACGCCGCCCUCUACAGUCAGCUCAGUCAGAUCGCUGCCAGCCCAGCCGCAGCGUCCGCCGCUGCCUACUCCACACCGGUGUAUGCACAUGCCAUGGCCAACCACCACCACCCAGGGGCCGUCUACCUGGCAGCCCAUGGCGUAGAGAUGCCUACAGCCGCUGCUGCCAUCAACCAGGCCUACGCCUUGGCGCCGGCGCUGUAUGGGGGCGCCCAGCAUGCCUACGGCCACAUGGGGAUGGGAGCCAUGAGCGUGUCAGCGGACCCGUCGGCGGCCAUUUUUGAGGCGGCGAGGGUGCAGCACUACUUCGCCCAGGGACAGCAGGUUCUGGCCGAGCAGCAGAAUGCGGCGGCGGCACAAGCAGCGAAGUCCGGGGAAAGGGACCGGAGUCCCCUGAGGCGCUCGGCGGGGUCCCUGCUGCCCGACCCCGUCAUGAAGCCCUUCAUGUACCAGAGAGCGCCCAAGCAACGCCGGCCACUGCUCCCCACCCCCGCUGGGCGAGCUGCAGAGGAGGCAGCGGAGGCUGCAGAGGACCCCAUGGCUAGAGACCAGUGUCAACAGUAUGCUGAGUACUACCAACGACAGCACCAACAGUACCAUCAGCUCCAGCAGUUACAAGAGCAGUACCAACAGUAUGCUGAGUACUACCAACAACAACACCAACAGUACCAGCAGCUCCAGCAGUUACAGUACUAUGCAGAGUACUACCAGCAGUACCAGCAAUACCAGCAACUCCAACAGUACCAGCAACUCCAACAGCUCCAGUGCGCCUACCCGCCUCCCAACCACCACGCCAUCGCCGGCAUCCCUGCCCACGCCAUGGCGGGCCACGCCCACCACCACGGCCAGCCCGGUCACGUCACGGCGCUGGACGCCGCCCUCAGGCCAGUGGUGGCUGCCUCCGCCAUGGUGGCAGUGCCCAGAGUGUAUGAGCCGCCGCUGCCGCCGCCUCCGAACCGCAAGGAGGCCGUCCUCCGCCGAGCCCCCGAACUCUCCCUUCACACGCCUGAGCCCCCCUUCCGAUAGUCCACACCUCCCUCGCACACCUCCUCUGUUCCCCCCCCUGCACACAACCUGUAUACCACCCUCGUACCCCUCCUUCCUCUCAGUGGCUGUGUGUUGGGGUAUAUAUAUCUGGAUGUGUAUCUGUGCGAGAAUGAGUGUUUUAUGUGUGGGGUUGGUUUGGUAUUGGGUGUUUGUCCGUUGACUACAGUAAAAACUAAGACCCUAGCUCCAACCAUGGUUAUGAUACCAGACACAGUGCAGUUAAAGAGGGGAAAAGUUGCUCUCAUCCACCACAUACUGUUGGCAUUUUUUUUUUAGGGCUUUCUAUGACUUUCUGAAGUGUAAGAAAUAGAUGACAACCCUCAUACAUUUUCAUUGCCUUCAAGAGUGAUGAUUUACAGUGUAAAGGCCAAAAUAUGAUGGUUCUCGAGUGUUCAAUGAAUUAGCUAAUCUCUCCACUAGUUCAACAGUAAUAUUUCUAGCUUUAUUUGAACUAUGUGAAUGUCUAAUUGAAACUGCACUGUGGUUUGUUGUGAAGGUCCAGGGUUGGAGGGGUCUGUGUGGCUUGCAUGCGUCGGGACUGUGGUGUGAAAGUGUGUGUGAGAGAGAGAGAGAUGUUGGCUUUCUGUUGUUUCAAUGUAAUUCACACACACACACUGGGGGACUCGAGGGCACAGAUCACAGCCACACUACUAUUUAAGAACUACCUUCUACCUACCCAGCCUCAUCCCUCCCUCACCCCGCUUCAACCAGAACACUGAAAGACACUGCUGCAUUUCUGCCCUCUUUUUACUCUGUCUAUACCUUAGCCUGGCUAAACCAGAUUGAACGCUGUGCUCACCACUGAAACAAUGGAGGAUUCAGUCAGGUUUCACCAGGCUUAUCUAUACCUACCUCUGACGAUGAGAUAGGACUGAGAUUAGCUGGUUAGAAUAUGAGUCGUCUGCUUUCUAUCCAUCCAGUAUAUAAGUUGGUGUCAGUUGCAGGGCUGUGAUCCAUUCCAUUUGAAUUCUAUUCAGUCAAUUUACUUCCUGAAUUGAAAUGGAAUGGAUCCCAACCCUGGUCAGGAGUUUGGAGAAGAAUGCCACAUUUUAGUGACAAAGAUUAUGUAAUAUACUAAUAGUCUUAAUGAAUCAGUGUAUUUUGAGGCCUUUUGAAUUAUUUGUUGUUUUAGUUUUUUUGUAAGUGGUUGUAGGGUCGAUGAAGAGUACAUUUAUAACUCCUCAGAUCAUGUAUGAAUUAUUUGGUGGAUUUACAAGCAAGUCAACUUUUUAGCUCGAGAAUCAUGAGUUUCGAUGAGCUUAACGUUGUGCCUAAGCGUUGUGUGAAGUGCAUUUAGUGGAGGGAAUAGCUCCUUUUUGAAGUGCUUAUUUCUUAUGGCAGGCUUUUUAAUCUGAGGUGGAGGGUAAAGGGUUAAGAUAAUGUGACAUUAUAAUUUUUUUGUGGUCGGUGACGUUCGCACCGAUAUGAUGACAGAUGGAGCAGUAUCUUUCAGUCGCUCUCCCCGACGUAUCCUUGCACCCCGUUGUAAGACGACUCACUACCCCGUACCCCACUGUGUCCUUUCUCCUUGUGGUUGUAGUGAUUUUGUUUUUUAUAUAGCAUAAACUCUCUCCGUCUCAUAUAUAUAUAUAUAUAUAUAUAUCUACACACACACACACACGGUUGCAUCUCCUGUGAGAUCUCGACAGUCACAAAAAAACGGUCUUUUUAUUCUUGUUGCUUGCCUUGUUUCUGACCUUAUUUUUUAAAUUUGUUUGAAUUUUGCCUUUUUUUAAAACUAAAAAUAAACAAUUAAACCGG